Messenger RNA from Sander lucioperca (pikeperch), 3483 nucleotides. It is a transcript of the gene nkiras1, whose product is annotated as NFKB inhibitor interacting Ras-like 1. Gene Ontology annotation, molecular function: GTP binding; GTPase activity. The transcript is spliced from 5 exons. Bases 185 to 763 code for a protein of 192 amino acids. The record is from RefSeq and is a predicted model, not a curated record. NCBI's taxonomy places the organism in Eukaryota, Metazoa, Chordata, Actinopteri, Perciformes, Percidae. Gene Ontology annotation, biological process: canonical NF-kappaB signal transduction.
GCGCAGUGACAAAAUAAAUCUUAUCGCUAGCAGAGCAGAAUGGAUACACUGGCUGUGAUGCUACGUUUAAAGACUUGAUAGAGGCUAGUUAUCGUCCUGAUUUAAGUAAGAAGCUUUAGCAGAAUGUACCAGUAACGUUAAUGAACAGAGUGGGGCUCGUAGCUGGGUCGUUUACUGGCUCGAAAUGGGAAAAGGCUGUAAAGUUGUGGUGUGUGGCCAGGCAGCUGUUGGAAAAACUGCCAUACUGGAACAGUUGCUGUACGGAAAUCACUCUGUAGGCUCUGAGUCCAGUGAGACCCAGGAGGAUGUGUAUGUGGCCUCCGUGGAAACAGACCGCGGUGUGAAGGAACAGCUGAGGCUUUAUGACACCAAAGGCCUCCACGAUGGACAGGACCUCCCCAAACACUACUACUCGGUGGCGGACGGCUUCGUGCUCGUCUACAGCGUCGACAGCUUGGAGUCUUUCAAGAAGGUGGACGUCCUGAAGAAGGAAAUAGACAAGUCCAGAGAUAAGAAAGAGGUGACGGUGAUCGUGCUGGGGAAUAAGACGGACCUGCGGGAGCGUCGCCAGGUGGACCAGGAGGCGGCGCAGCAGUGGGCGCGGGGCGAGAAGGUGAAGCUGUGGGAGGUGAGCGUCGCCGAGCGCAACUCGCUCAUCGAGCCCUUCACCCAGCUGACCAGCCGCCUCACGCAGCCCCAGAGCAAGUCGGCCUUCCCUCUGCCCGGACGCAAGAGCAAAGGCACGCCGUCCAACGACAUCUGAAGCUCUGACCAUUCCGGGCCAUACAAUAAAAAGAAUAAGAUUACAUAAUAAAUAACAUCAUUUCAGUUAGACAAGUUCAAACUUUUGAGAAAAUAUGCUUAUUUUCUUUCUCAGAGUUGUUGAUAUCUAACUCGUGUGUAGGGAUAGUUUGGAUCUUUUAAAGUGGGGUUGUAUGAGCUGCUUCUCCAUAGUCAGUGUAUGAGCUACAGUAGAGGACAGUCUGGAGAAACAAGCAGGAGUACCGACACAGAAACUAAGCAAUGUGCUGCUGUGGCCCACCUAAAAACAAAAAAUCAAUAUCAGUUUAAGUGGACGCUAUAUUAAGAAUAUUUUUAAGGCUUUACCCUUGCCAUCUGACAAGUGAAGCCGUUAUAUUCAGCUCUCUACAAAGCAACCAGACUCCUCUAACAGAAUUGGUCGUUUUACCUCGCAGAACACUGGAGUUGCUGGUCUACCGCUGCCUCCAUCCGUUUGCUUGUUAAUUCUGUUAGUUCCUUAAUCAUUUUUUAAACACCAAAGUCCACACUUUAAGAAAAAUACAACUAACGAGGCAGCGGUAGAGCAGCAACUCCUGUGUCCUGCGAGGUAAAAUGACAAAGGAGUGUGGUGGCUUUGAAGAGAGCAAAGUUAACAACUUCACUUCCCCGUCGUAAAGGGCUGUCUGACAGCAAGGUAAAGCAGUGAGAAUAUUCUAAAUGUAGCGUCCACUUAAACUGAUAGUGAUUUUUUUAGGUGGUCCUUUUUUUUUUUUUUUCAAAUACAUUUAGCUGCUGCCUCCCCCCGUCCACAGCAGCACAUUGCUUAGUUUCCGUGUCAGGAAUCCGGUCUGCUUCUCCAAACUGUCCUCUACUGUAGCUAAUGCACUGACUAUGGAGAAGUUCAAAAGAUCCAAACUAUCCCUACAAGAUCAUAGCUGGGGUCAGAACGUGGAAAACCUAGCUUAGCAUAAAGAUUGAAAGCAUUGGGGAAACAGCUAGCCUGGUACUAUCAAAGUUCUAAAACUAUGCCUGUCAACACCUCUCAUUAAUUAGUAUUUUAUAUCUCGUUUGCUUAAUCUGUACACAAACAGAAAUGUAAAAUCGUUUUUUUAUUCGAGGGGGUAGUGACGUGCUGGAACUACUUCUUGACAAACAGGUUAUCCAUCCGCUCAGCACCUCAGUACAGUGUGUCCAGCUCUUGCCAGUUAUGGUCAUUGAGCCCAGGUUUUGGUGUUUGGUUUCUUGUCAGCCAGACUUUUUUUUGCUGAGAAAUAAAGAUGAGUGGUGGUGGUGGGGUAAGUGAGUAACGUGGUGUAACUAUUUCCUAGCGCAGGUGUCGGUACGCGAUCUGUGCUGCCCGCACGAUCCGAUAUGCGCAUGUUGGAUCGUGCGGGCAGCACAGAUCGCGUACCCACAGCACGGACUGUUUGCACCUCCCCAGAGUCUUGUCCUUUGGUACCAUGGUGCCUUUACGGAACAUAAACCUGUGACACCAACUGUUAUCUUUGGCAACCUGUGCUAUAGCCGCACAGAAGUGCUGGGAAGAUGGAUAAACUGUUGUUAAUCAAGAAAUAGUUCCGUGGCCGGUUGGCUCGGUUGGUAGAGCGGGGCGCACAUAUGCAGGUUUACUCCUCGACGCAGAAGAUCCAGGGUUCGAGUCCAACCUGUGCCACUUCCCCCCUCUCUCUCCCCUUUCAUAUCUCAGCUUUCCUAUUGAAUAAAGGCAGAAAUGCCCCAAAAAGAAAAAAAAAAAUCAAGAAAUUGUUCAAACAUGUAACUUCCCCAUAUAUCACAAAUUGUCGUUUUUACAUUUCUGUUCAUGUUUGGUUCAAAAAAUUAGACACAGUGUGUUAAUCAGUGAGCUUUAGACUUGUGGUUAUGUUAUUAUGUAUUUUUUUGGACAGAGCCAGGCCAGCUGUUUCUCUGCUUUCAGUCUUUAUGCUAAGCUAGGCUAACCCCAUUCUGACUGCAGCACUUUAACACACAGACAUGAUCUUGAUCUUCUCCAUCUCCCUUACAGAAAGAAAGCAACCGAGCAUAUGUCCCAAUGUGUUUACUAAUCCAACGAGGAUGCAUGACGCAUUUCAUUACUUUCCACGCAAACCAAACAUAGGUGUCAACCACAAACCAAAUCCACAUCUGGAACACCUCUUUUCUGUACAGUGUGGAGUCAAUCUGUUUUUUUUUUUUUUGUUUUUUUUUAAACUUAGCACUUUAGUACCAAAGAUUUGACACAACCCAUCAUAGAUCUUGUGGUUUUACACUUUUGAUGGAUACAUUUAGAUUUUGUUCAAGUCCAUCUUACGUUAAAACGUUAUGCCCACAUGUACAUUGAGUCAUCGGUCGCUGUAAUCAUUCCUCUCUUUCCCAAGAGAUCCCAAUCUAGAGCUAAUACAAUGAAAGUGAACAAAAUCCACAGUCCACUUUUGUCGAAUGCAGACUGCUGAAGCCUUAUAUUUGCUUUGAAUGCAAUUUUGCUUCAAAUAACUGGGUUUUGACCCCUAUUUAGGGCUGGGCAAUAUAUUGAUAUUAAAACCUGAUAUGAGACUGGAUAUCUUGUUAGAUUUUAGAUAUCCUAAAAUGUCAUAGAUGGUGUCUUUUCCUGGUUUUAAAGGCUGCAUUACAGUAAAGUGAUGUCAUUUUCUGAACUUAGCAGACUGUUCCAGCUGUAGGGCUGAGUAUCGUUCAAAAGUUUACCGAUACCUGGAAUUCGAUAACGGUUUCUGAACGCUACUUUUUUUU